AUGUCAAUCGAUCCUGCCCUUCCUGUUGCAUCUUUUGCAUGGGAUAUCUUGAAGCGGGUAGUUGUUCCUGUCAAGCGCCAAUUCGGAUACGUGAUCUCCUCCAAGAGCUACGCCCAGGACCUUCAGAAGGAAGUUGGGAAGCUUGCGUACGAGGCUGAGAUGGUCCACAAUGCCGUCGAAGUGGCUAGAAACAAUUGCCGGAAUGUCUACAGUCAUGUCACGGGGUGGCAGGCAAAGGUUGAGAAGGCCUUGAAGGAGGCGGGAGAGCUGUUGGAAGAGUUUGAAAAAGCGAGUAAGAGUUGCUGCUACGGGACUCUUCCCGACCCCAAUUGUCGCUAUCAGUUCAGCAGGAAGGCCAAGGAUAAGAUCGAGCUCCUUCAGCGACUCGCUCGAGAAUGCAGUGAAUUCAGGGACAUCUCCUUCAUUGAUCCUGCUCCGGGGAAUGUCACUGCGGCCUCCGCUCCUUCUGCCAAGGACGAUGGCGUCUUCGAAUCCAGAGCUUCGAUCCAACGUGAAAUCAUGGCCGCUCUUGCUGAUAACCGCAACAGCGUGGUUGGGGUUCAUGGGAUGGGCGGGACCGGCAAGUCCACCCUUUUGGAAGAGGUUGAAAGAAGAAUAAGGGAAGAGAGGUCGUUCGAUCUGGUCGCUAAGGCCGACGUGUCGGAAAAUCCAGACAUCAAGAGGAUUCAAGAAGAGAUCGCGUACGGGUUGGGCCUUAGUGACAUAAAGAAGGAAGAGAAUGUCAGCUUGCGAGCGAAGCUUCUGCGUGAGAGGCUAGAAGAUGAGGAGAGGACGAAACAAGAAAAUGAUGAGGGGAAGAAGAAGAAGAAGAAGGUGCUCAUAAUACUGGACAACCUGUGGAAAAGGCUUGACUUGAAAUCAGUGGGCAUUCCUUGCGGACACGACAACAAAGUCAUAGGAUGCAAGUUGCUGUUGACUUCAAGAUUCCAAGAUGUUUUGAGUAGGGAUAUGGGCUGCGACAGGGACUUCCUCCUCGAUGCGCUGAAGGAGGAAGAGGCAAAAAGACUGUUUGAGAGGACGGUGGGCGACAAAGUUCAUCACGAUCCAUUCAAAUCCUUGGUGGAUGAAGCACUCAACAAAUGUGCAGGUUUGCCUUUCCUAAUUAUUGCAAUGGCGAAUGUUUUUAGAGACGCGGAUUUUCGCGAAUGGAAGGAUGUUUUGAGACAAAUCGAGAUGUCUACAAACAGAGGACUCAGUGAGAGGAUAAACGAGAUGUUGCAGUUGAGCUAUAGUCGUUUCAAAGGGGAGGAUGGCAAGGAGGUGAAGUCAUUGUUACGCCUAUGUGUUGUUUAUGGUGUCUCUAAGCCCUCUCUUGAAAACUUGGUGAGGUAUAGCGUGGGUUCGAGGUUAUUUCGAGAAGAUAGCAGCAUGGAAGAAGUGAGAGACAGGUUGAGCUCACUGAUCCAAACCCUGAAAGCCUCUUCCUUUUUGUUAGCAGACGAGAAAGAUGCUGAUGUUUUCAAGAUACACGACUUGGUUCGUGGAUUCGUUGCCUCGGUAGCUUCAAGAGAUGACCCUCUUCUGGUGUUGAAAAAUCAUGAUAAGUCAGUGAUAGAGUUGCCGAAGGACAAGCUCAAAAGUUGCACAUCGUUAUGCUUUCCCUACGUCGACAUGGAGGAGCUUCCUGAAGAGUUAGAUUGCCCUGAAAUGCGGAUCUUUUUGUUGUUCACAAACAAUGGAUCUCUUAAGGUCCCAAGCUCAUGUUUCAACUCUAUGAGAAAACUCAUGGUCUUACAUCUUUCUCGGGUGCGGCUCACUCGUUCACCUUCGCCAUUCCAAUUCUUGGAGAACUUACACACUCUGUGCCUAAAUGAUUGUUCGUUAGAGGAUGUAGCCAUGAUCAGCGAGCUAAAACGGCUAUGUGUUCUCAGCUUUGCCAACUCGAAAAUUCAACAAUUGCCAAAAGAAAUUGGACAAUUGGUGGAGCUGCGGUUGUUAGACUUAAACCAUUGCUCAAAACUUGAGAUAAUUGAACCGGGUGUGCUUGGGAGCUUGAUGAAAUUGGAGGAGCUGUAUAUGGAGAAUAGUUUUGAUCGUUGGAAUGCCGUGGAGCAAACUCCACCCACUAAUGCCGGUCUUAUUGAGUUGAAUAACUUGAAGAAUCUCUGCACUUUGCAUGUGUCCAUUCUCGAUCCGAGUGUGCUCCCGCAGGAUCUAAACGUCGAGAAACUAACCAAGUACCAAAUCCGGAUAGGUGAUGUGCCACGUUGGCAGAGUCACAAUGUGUCGAGCACAUUGGAGUUGUCGAGCACAUUGGAGCUUCGAUUGGAUCCAAUGAGCGAUAUUCUUCGGAAAGGAUGCAUACAGACUUUAUUAGGCAAAACUGACGGUCUCUUUUUAGACGGAUUAAAUGGAAUUGAGCAAAGUAUUUGCGCGUUAUCGCAGAAAGGCUUUCCGAAAUUAAAGCACCUACAGGUCGAGAAUAGUCCUUCCGUCCAUCACGUCCUCCAAUUACCAUCACAUACAGAGUUUCGGAUGUUGGAGUUAUUACUUUUCCAUAACCUCAUCAACUUGGAAAAGAUAUGCAACAACCACAUCUCCUCCAAUUCCUUCAGUGCAUUAAAGGUAGUACGAGUUGAAAACUGCGACAAGAUGGAAGUUUUGUUUCCUCUUUCAUUAUUGAGAGAACUUCCACAGCUUGAAGAGAUCCAAGUUGUCAACUGCCACUUAAUGCGAGAGAUUGUAGAAGUGGAUGAUUGUGGAAAACUUGAGUUGCGGAAUUUGCAUGUCUUGAACUUGUGUGAUCUGCCAAAUAUGAAGAACUUUUGCACCGCAGGGAUGGCCCCUUCAAGUUGUACAUCAAACGACCAUGUUGGCACUCAAGUUGCAUUCUUCAAUGGGCAACAGGUUGCGUUUCCUAGCUUGGAGACACUACGCAUCUGGUGUAUGAAUAGUAUUGAUAUAAUAUGGGACAAUCAAGUUGCUACGGAGUCUUUCCGCAAACUAAAGUCACUCAGCAUUUAUGGAUGCGACAAGCUUGGAUUAUCAAAGCUAAAGCGUGUAUGGGACAAGGAACUUCACAGUCAAGUCAAAUUCCAGUGUCUCCGUUCCGUUACCGUUUCCGAAUGCGAGAGCCUCACCUCUCUGUUUCCAGCCUCAGUAGCUAGGGAUCUAACGCAACUUGAGGAGUUGAAGAUCGAUGAAUGUGGUGGCAUUGUGGAACUCAUCGAGAAGGACGGACUAGAUCCUAGGGAUCUAAGCGACAUUGUGGAAGCCAAAGAAGGCCCAAGGCACGAGCUAAAAGCAAUACCACCAUUUUCCAGAUUUUUUCAACAUCUCAAGACUCUAGAUGUGUCAUUUUGUGAUGGGUUAUCAAAGAUGUUCACACCAACAAUAGCUGGAAAUUUGGUGGAACUCACGAAAUUGAGGAUAAGUAAAUGCAAAAUGUUGACAGAAGUCAUUUGUGACGAUGGAGGUGAGGAGGGGCUUGUGGUGGUUUUCAAUCAAUUGAAGUAUAUGGAGCUUGAUGGGUUGAUGGGGUUGAGAUGUUUCAGCUCAAGUAAAUACGCUUUAAUGUUUCCACUCGUGGAAGAUGUCAUUGUGACUGGAUGUCCUAGCAUGAAGUUCUUCUCCGAGGGACCAAUAAAUACGCCAAAGUUGGAGAGAGUACAAGUCUCAACAGAAGCGUGGUUUUGGGAGGAAAACCUCAACAUCACCAUCCAAAAUAUGUUUAAAGAAAUGGCUACGGUUGCCGGAGUAAAGUUUAUGCAACUGUCUGAGUUUCCUGAGCUAAUUGAAAAAUGGCACGGCGAACUUAUUCCCAUCAAGCCCUCUUGGCAAUUAGAGUCACUCGUAGUGGAUAAAUGUCCAUCAUUUACUAACGCUAUUCCAUUCAGAUUGAUACCUGUUUUAAACGAAGUGCAAAGAUUGCAAGUGUGCGAUUGCGAGUUGCUAGAAGAAGUAUUCAAUCUUGAAGGGCUGGAGGGCGUGCGAAGCACUCGGGUGCUACCUAGUUUACGAUUUCUAGAUUUGGUCAAUCUACCAAAGUUGUGGCGACUAUGGAACAACCAUCUUCAAGGGAUGCUGCGCUUCAAUAUGAUAUUUAGUCUCAUCCUUUAUAAAUGCAGCAACUUGAGACAUGCUUUCACUCCAUUGAUGGCUCGGUGUUUUGCCAAUCUAUGGGUGAUGGAAAUAAAGGAGUGUGGUCAAAUGGAAGGAGUGAUCGCAGAGGAAGAAGGGCAAGGAAGCGCAGUAGAGAAGAUUACAUUCCCGUAUCUUUAUCGGAUGAAGCUGGAAUGUUUGCCCAAUAUGACUAGUUUUCUCUCGGGGAAGAAUCAUCGGCUGGAAUGCCCUAGUUUAGAAGAGUUGACCAUCGCAAACUGUCCCAAGAUGAGAAGUUUAACUUGGCAACCUUUGAUGGAGAUCGACCACCGCACUCCUUCACUUUUUACUCCGGAGGUACAAUUUCCUAAGCUUAAGUCGAUGUUUCUCACUCAUAUGGAAAAUUUAAGCAAAAUAUGGAUGGAUAGUCCUCGAGAUACUCUCACUUUUGAACAUUUACGGGAAGUGAAGGUUGAGAAUUGUAAGAGCCUUGAAAAUCUGUUUCCGCAUUGGGUGGCUACAAGUCUAAACCAAUUGAAGAAACUUCGAGUGGAGUUUUGUGCAAUCGAGGAAAUAGUUGCAAGUGGGGAUAACAAUCCACACUCCACUACUGCUCAAGUACUUUUCCCGCAAUUAACCUCUCCGAUGUUCCAUGAUAUGCCACAACUCAAGAGUUUCUGCCCCAAUUUGCCUACUUUGAACUGGCCAUUCAUGAAGGAAUUUCGAGUGACACAUUGUGACAAACCGAACAUGUUUCCUUCGGUGGCAACCAUGAACAAGUGGCCUCAGAGCGAUGAUCAUCAAGACAUUUCAAACCAAGAAACACACUCUUCAUUUGAGAAGUUUGACAACAUUAUUUCCAGCCAAGAUAUCCUCUCAGAAUUUGACGGAGCUAGUGGUGAUGAAUUCCUCCGGAUUGGUACAUCUAGGGACAGCUUCAACGAUCGCAAGUUUGGUGCAUCUAACCGAGAUGACGGUAAUAGGAUGUGA
Messenger RNA from Rhodamnia argentea, 5052 nucleotides. RefSeq lists its product as uncharacterized. The record is from RefSeq and is a predicted model, not a curated record. Gene Ontology annotation, molecular function: ATP hydrolysis activity; ADP binding. The coding region runs from base 1 to 5052 and encodes 1683 amino acids. The transcript is spliced from 7 exons. Lineage: Eukaryota; Viridiplantae; Streptophyta; Magnoliopsida; Myrtales; Myrtaceae.